CUAAAAUGGAGUUUGAUCAGAAGACUAAUUCGUACAAGAAAAAGACCGGCCAUAUUGAUUAUGAGAAUAUCAAAUAUGACCUGCUCAAGAGCUACAGAAAUCGUGUCUUCAUGGGUAAGUUUGACUGUGAAUUCAACAAUGGCUUUGGGAACAAGUAUUAUAACACCUUGAAUAUCGGCAAGGCCAAAGUCAGAAAUGACUUCAAGAAUUGGAACAACUCUAUUGGCUAUAACUUCAAGCCCAUGCAUGGGAAGAUCUUUAGAAGGAUUGUGUAUCAAACUGUUGCUCAGACUUUCCAGCAGGACCAGAUUUUGAGAGAUAUCAUUGAGAACAAGGAGCACCUGGAUACAGACAAAAUUGUGGCUAUUGACGUAGAAUAUGGAGGCGGUAAGACCAUUCCAAGAGUUGGAAUCUGUAACUUCAAUGAAGAAUGCAUCUACUAUUCUGACUUCUGCCUCCGCUACAACGAUUGGGAAGAGACCAAGAAACUCUUGCGUGAAGAUCGUGAGAAGAGCAUUCGGAAUGCUGAAAAGAUCCUUGAACGGAACAAAAAUCGGAACAAUCUUGAGAAAAUAGCUAAAGAAGAGUACCAAGCUCAGAGCAAAGGUACUCAAGGGAAUACCUCCACUAAAGCAAGUACGGAUUCUAAGAAGAAGCAGGCUGAUAGUGAUUACUCUGAUUAUGAUGAGAUCGAUAAGGAGUUUGACGAGGAGUUUGGCAAGGAGCUCAAAGAUAUCAAGCAGAAGAACUCUAACUUCUCUAUUGACAUUGAUGGUAAGAAGGUUCACAAAGACCAGCAAAAGCAUGAUGCAACUGUUGAGAAUGCUAGUACGACGAUAAAUGACAUUUUUGCCCAGUCCAAAAAGAAACCUAAUGCCAAAAUAGGCCAAGAUGCUCUUAUUUCAGAGAUUUUUGAUAGGAAUAAACUACCAAAGUUAGACAAGCAAAAAUCUGAGUUGAAGCAGAAGAAGAAAUCCAAAGAUGAGGAUCUCUGUCUUACUUCUGAUUCUGAAGAAAAUGAUCUCAAAAAUGACCUUGAUGAGGAAGAAAUUAAGGAGAUCAAAGAAAUGCAGGAUGUCGAAGGCAUGCUUGAUGAUGACAAUUUGCAAAAUGAACUAGCAAUCACUGAUUCUGAGGAAGAAGGCGAUGAUAAUAAGCAGGAUUCUGCUAAUCAACCUCAGGCGGAAAUUACCAGCUCUUCCGAUACCAACACUACAAAGAAGGAAGACAAGGUUCCGCAAUAUGUCAUCGCUGGUAAUGAUAAUAAUGAUGAUGAGGAAUGGAUCCUUGACCACACUGGCACCAGAAGAAAGCCUUUUAAAGUAAUGCAUCGUGAAAUAAGAGAGAUUAUUAAGGAUAAAAUAGUAAUUGCUCACAAUUUACCCAAAGAUUUUGCUUACCUCAGAAUUACAAGACAUGAUUGUAAGAGGACUCUUGAUACAUCCUUGAUCAAAAUGUUUCAAAAGAAAAAUCUUAGAAGGAAGUUGAGAGACCUCACCCUCGAAUAUGUAGAUGCUAGAAUCCAACUGACUUCUAAUCACUCUCCAGUGGAAGAUGCCAUUGCAUGAAUGAGAAUCUUCAAAGUAUUUGCUAGAGAAAUCGGUAUUUUCAAUGUCAAAAUGGUUUAUAAUCAGCUUUGGGGCUCGAAAGAGGCCAGGUUCAUUGACCCUCCAGAUAUCAAAAAGCCUGACCUUGUUUGAGGUCCUUACUCAGACAUUUUCAAAUGAGAUUAUGAAACCCUUGGAGAAGAUACGAAAAUUAUUGGAAUAGCAGUAAACUGGGGAAUAAACGAAGAAAACGAGAAAGAAAUCCUCAGAGUCUCAAUUGUCAACGAACAUGGACAUCUCUUGUUUGAUAGUAUAAUUCAGCCAUCCCUGACUAUCUGUUAUGUGCCACUUUACUAUGGAUAUCUUUAUGAUCCUUCCUUUGGAAUUCCUCUUAAAUAUCUCAGUGAUAUGCUCAACGUGAUAUGUGAUGGCAAAAUUAUUGUUGGCUAUGGCAUCCAAAAAGUACUAGAGAUGCUAUCGAUUAAGUCUGUUUACACAGUUCGAGAUUUAAUAACUCAUGAAGAGAUUGGAGUAACCACAGUGCCUAGCCUUGCUCAAAAAUUUUACGGACUUGACCUAGACCUUUUCUUUAGAUCCACAAUUACUGAAGCUAGGCUUUAUAUUGGAGUUUAUAAAUCAAUGAAACAAGAAUUUGAGGAUAAGAACUUCAAUGAAAGAAUCAUGAAAGAGCACAUCAGUGAAGAAGGCUCAUUUAAUCAUGAAAGUUCACUCCCUGUAGUUUUAUAAAUAUG
Molecule: messenger RNA, 2299 nt
Organism: Moneuplotes crassus
Lineage: Eukaryota; Ciliophora; Spirotrichea; Euplotida; Euplotidae
Source: the annotation of a GenBank genome assembly